AUGGAGAGGCCUUGGCUGAUCCUACGCCGCGUACUCGACGUCGUCCCGCCCGGCUUGCACGCGGACGCGGAGGAGCACGCCGUGGAUGCCGAAGCCGAGGAGCAGCACGCGGGGGUCGAGGAAGCCGAGGAGCACGACGUCGCGGCCGAGGACGCGGCGGCGCAGGCGCAGCACGCCGCGGUCGCAGAAGCCGAGGAGGACGCGGCGAUAGAGGCGCAGAUACAGCUGGAGGAGAGCGUCGUGAACGUGAACACGGACGAAGUGGCGUCGGUGUUGGCGCACGCGGCGAUGGACGCGUUCGCCCCCGACUUCACCAUCACGAUCGCGCGGCCGCCGUGGGUCUCCUCCCUCUUCGCGCGCCUCCAUUCCCACCCCGACCCGGCGAGACCCGACAUGUACCCCUACAUCAUUGCCACCGGGCGCUUCUGCCUCCUCGUCCACUUCGCCAUCGCGCCCUCCUACGGCACCAACUUCGACCAGGAACCCGACCACAGCCACCUCGUCGUGGUGCGCCACUUCCUCAGGGACGACGACGGUGCCGAGAUCGAUGCGUGCGCCGUGCACAUACCCGAGCGCCCCUUCGACGACUUCUUCAACCUGCCCGCCCUAAGCAACAUCGAGAGCGUCGGCCUCGUCUGCAACCAAGAAACAGGUCACUUCCAGAUUGCCGAGUUCAUUGUUACCACGGGUGCUCCACAAGCCGUCGUCGUCCUUUACACCACCGGCGUCUGGUAUGGGAACAUGUAUGUUAACCCCUUAUUAGCGUGGGACCGCCACCGGGAUUGGGUACCCCACGGCACAGUCACCAUCAACAGCACGGUCUUCUGGUUCGACCUCUCGUGGGGGAUCAUCAGCUGCGACCUCGCCCAACCGGACCUGCUGCAGGUGCUGAACUUCCACCGCCUCCCGCCUGGUCGUGUCCUCCGAGCCGGAGCCGGAGCCCUGCCGGACAUCCACUGCAGGCGCUGCAUCGCUGUAAGCGAGAACUUGGUGCGGUACGUGGAGAUCAUCCUCAGCCCCCACGGCCACGGAGCGGCGACGGUGAACAUGUGGUAUCGAGACAUGGAGGACAAUCCAUGGCGAUGGGUAAUGAACUAUACGGAAAGCUUCGAGGACAUCUGGGACCACGAAAGCUACGACCUGACCGGGCUGCCGCCGAACCCUCCCAUGCUCGUGGGCGUCUCCCCGGUGAACUCCAAUGUGGUCUACUUCUCCCUGAACCAGCGAUUGUUCGGCGUCAACGUGCCCGAGCACACGGUGGUGGACUGUGAGCAAUAUGAUCCGCUGAACAGGCCAGGGCCGGACGACGAGCCGGUCACAAGUCGCUACCUCAUCACUUGGAACCUGGAUGCGGAUGGAGUUACAUGCUCCAAAUGUCAAUGUACAGAUCUAAUUGCCUGA
Miscanthus lutarioriparius is the source of this 1401-nucleotide messenger RNA. Lineage: Eukaryota; Viridiplantae; Streptophyta; Magnoliopsida; Poales; Poaceae. The record is from the annotation of a GenBank genome assembly.